Messenger RNA from Rotaria sordida, 959 nucleotides. Lineage: Eukaryota; Metazoa; Rotifera; Eurotatoria; Philodinida; Philodinidae. The record is from the annotation of a GenBank genome assembly.
CUGCACAAGAUCGACUUAUUCUUAUCGUUAGUGGUCGAUUAAGCAAAGAAUUAAUUCCUCAGAUUCAUAAUCUUCGACAAGUCUCCGCUGUUUACAUCUAUUGUUGGGAUAAAAAAGCAUAUAAACAAUGGGCUAAACAAUUUACUAAAAUAAAAGGUAUAAUCAUUCACCUUGAUGAUCUCAUUGAUCAAAUCAAAGUAGAUCAAAAAGAUCGAGGAAAACAAGAAGAACCACUUUCUAUGAACAUUUACAAUGUUCGUGGUAAUGCAGAUAAAUCAACAACUGAACUCAAUGGUCAUUUUAUUCAUUCUUUAUUAUUAAUUGAUGUUCUUAUUAGAAUGAAAUCUACUGAUACUGACAAAAAGAAACUUAUUCAAGUUUGCAAAGAUGAAUAUACUGACAAUGAUCAUCAAUUAGAAAUUGUUAGUGAAUUUGAACGUCACUAUAAGUCUAAAAAAGCUAUAUGGUGGUAUACUCGUGAUGCAUUUUUAUUUAGUAUGUUAAACAAAGCUUUGCGAGUACAAAAUACUGAAUUAUUAUUAUUAUUUCGUUUUGUAAUUCAUGAUAUUUACGAACGACUAAAAAAAUAUCAAUGUCAACGCCCUAUUCAGGUUUAUCGUUAUCAACCUAUGUCUACUGAUGAAUUGAAUGCUCUUCGACAAUCGAUUGGUCAAUUCAUCUCGAUUAAUUCAUUUUUUUCAACAAGUGCUGAUCGUGAUGUAGCUUUGAGAUUCUCGAAGCGUUCGACCAUUUCGAAUGAUUUACAUCCAAUAUUAUUUAUCAUUGACGCUGAUCCUCGUGUAGUAAAAUCAAAACCAUUUGCUGAUAUCAGUUCGCACAGUUACUUCCCUCUGGAGUGUGAAAUAUUAUUUAUGGUUGGAUGUAUAUUUCUUUUGAUCGAUAUUUAUCGAGAUGAUAAUGAACAAAUCUGGAUAAUUAAAAUGCAAUUAGCAGAAGAU